Drosophila willistoni is the source of this 729-nucleotide messenger RNA. RefSeq lists its product as uncharacterized. The transcript has a single exon. The record is from RefSeq and is a predicted model, not a curated record. The coding region runs from base 1 to 729 and encodes 242 amino acids. Lineage: Eukaryota; Metazoa; Arthropoda; Insecta; Diptera; Drosophilidae.
AUGGAUGAGCAAAUAAUAUCCAUUUAUGAUAUGCUUGUGGAGCGUCAUGACAAACAAAAGAAGGUUAUUCGAGGCAGAGAGUCUCGUCCGAAGUCUCAGCCGGAAGUCACAGGGAAAGACGCGAAGAAGCAAACCAAAACCAAACCGAGCAAGGGGAAGCAAUCCAAUGAGAAUCCGGUGAGUGAGCAGCAGCAGCAACUUAUAGAUCGCCGCCUGGCCAAUGUGGUGAAGGCUUCCAAUUUGAUACAAAAGCCGGGUAAUUCUGUUAUCAUUCCGGCGCCUACCAAGAAGGAAGUCCUUAACCAGUUGGUGGAGAAGAUGUCAUCCAAAGUGCGUAGUAUGCAAAGCAAAGUACUAAAACCAGAUGCACUUUCGGUCAAGCAAUCGGCCAGCUCUAAGACUAUAAUAAUCAAGAAGCCCAAGCAGAAGACUUAUCCAGACUCACGUUCAGCUCGUAGUAAUAAGCAGAAAAGAAGCAAGCGCUCCAGUAUGCCCAGUUCCGGAAAGAAGAACAUGACUCCAAAGAAGAAGGAUGAUAACAAUCAAAUGAAGAAGCAGCCAUUAGCUUCCUCAAAGCCGCCAACGUAUAGAUCCAAGCUCAAAGUCAGGACUCCCGUAAGCGGAUCAAGAAAGUCAAACAUGCUGUCCCAUAAGUCAAAGAUGUCCCUUAAAGAGAAGUCUGGCGUACAUCUAGCAACUCCUAUUGGUGCAAGCCGUUGGCGUGUCUAA